This is a messenger RNA of Pseudonaja textilis, 742 nucleotides long. The record is from RefSeq and is a predicted model, not a curated record. Lineage: Eukaryota; Metazoa; Chordata; Lepidosauria; Squamata; Elapidae.
UAAAGUCAGCUGGAUCUUGGCUUGGUCUCUUCAAAAAGAUCAAGACGACAAGAAGAUACGUACGUUUCCUUGUGCCAGCUCAAGCCAAUUGAAAAAUUCAAAGAUGCCAAAUUGGGGAGGUGGAGCCAAAUGUGGUGCCUGUGACAAAACAGUCUACCAUGCUGAGGAAAUUCAGUGCAAUGGACGGAGUUUUCAUAAGACAUGUUUCCUAUGCAUGGGUUGCCGGAAAGCUCUGGACAGCACAACAGUAGCGGCUCAUGAAUCUGAAAUCUACUGCAAAACAUGUUAUGGGAGGAAAUAUGGCCCCAAAGGAAUUGGCUAUGGGCAAGGCGCCGGUUGUCUCAGCACGGACACAGGAGAACAUUUGGGACUGGAUUUACAGCAGCACUCACCAAAGCCAGGUCGUCCUUCUACCCCUACCAACCCUUCAAAAUUUGCCAAAAAGUUUGGAGAUGUGGAAAAAUGUCCUCGUUGUGGAAAAUCAGUGUAUGCUGCAGAGAAGAUAAUAGGAGGAGGAAAGCCUUGGCACAAGACCUGCUUCCGAUGUGCUAUUUGUGGGAAAAGUCUAGAAUCUACAAAUGUUACGGACAAAGAUGGAGAGAUUUAUUGUAAAGUUUGCUACGCAAAGAAUUUUGGCCCUAAAGGAAUUGGAUUUGGUGGCCUCACUCAAGUUGAGAAGGUGGAAUAAGAUGCCAUGUUGAUAUCUCAUUUAGGCUAUCUAAAUAAGUAACCAUUAAAAGUU